CACACGAAGAGUCCAGAUGUCUCCGGGACAAGUUGGCUCUAGGCACAGCAUCAGUUCACUUGCAGAAGCACACAUGCACACAUGCAGAAGAAGAUUAUUGUUGGCUUUGUAGUGCCACACACACUCACACACACACACACACACACACACACACACACACACACACACACUGCUUAUACACCGUCCUCUAGCGUGACUGGAAGGAAUAGAUGACAAAAUACAGAGCACUGUACUGCUACAUUCAGUGUAUUAAGAAUUUAUCAUUCAUUAUUUACUAUAAUACUUAAUAGGCAGUAUUUUUGGAAGGAGUCUCCAAUGUCAGUCGGAGGCAAAGCUGUAACGUUGUCCGACACAGGGGAGUCUUCAAGGACAGAGGACUUUCUGGGUUUUUUUUUCUUUCUUUCUUUCUUUCUUUCUUUCUUUCUCGGUAACAUGACAAGCUGCAUGUUUUUUUUCUUUUUAUUACCUUCAAGAGAGAGAGAGAGAGAGAGAGAGAGAGAGAAACAAGAGGCUGGUGUUCAUAGCCGAUCAAAUGCAAGUGAUAAAUAGUUCCCCGAAGGUUCCGCACCAUUCUAUAACAUCUAUAAAUGGAUAAAAAAGUAUGAUGAGUCAUUUAAAAAUAAAUAAAUAAAUACAAACAAUUAGCGUUGCUAAAACACUUUGCAACAUACUAACGCCAUCCAUUAUAUCCAUUUUCUGUAAGGGUUAUCCUACACAGGGUCACUGGGAGCCCGGAGCCUAUCCCAGGGGACUCGGCGCAUGAGGCGGGGGACACAACCCAUUACGGAGCACAAUCACACACAGACAAUUUGGAAAUCAGCCUACAACUCAUGUCUUUGGACUGCCGGAGGAAACCAGAGUUCCCGGAGGAGACCCCUAAGGCAUGUAGAGAACAUGCAGGCUCUGCACACAGGGUGGGGGGCGGGAUUUAAACCCCCAACCCUGGAUAUGCCUAAGCCCUCUGCCCCCACCCGUCCCUACUCAGUGACUCAUCGUUAAUAAUUCCUCUAUUCUGUAACAUCCGUUAAUGCUUAAUGAAUACUUGUUUCAUAUAACUUCACGCGUGUAGUGUUAUUACUAUUAAUACUCUUCGAUUUGAUGUGUCAGAGUGGCUGAUGUUCACUCCUAGUGUCCGUCUCGACUCCUUCUUUAACUUUGACAGAAAACUUAGUCAACUGAAUUGAGCCACGCACCAGGCUGGAAGCUUUCCCGUCUGUUUUUUUUUUUUUUAUUAUUUUUUUUUUGUUCCAGAGCUAUGAAUAGUUUUUCCUGUAGGUGGUUCUUUCUGUAUGAAAGUAUCUUUUUUGUCCAUCAGCUCACGUAUCUCAUCCGCGUACAGCACAGGAAGUGCAGAUCUAUAGCCCACAUGCCCACACGCCCACACACACUCACACUCACACACACACACACUCACACACAGUUUCGAUGAAAACCACAAAACUCUGAAAGACAGGGGGUGUUCUACUACAGCAGAGCACAUCCCAACCUUGCACACACAGCACAGACAAGUCAAACACACACACACACACACACACACACACACACACACACACUGGAUAGUCUGGAUUCUCCCAAACACACUCCACAGACUUUGUGCUGAUUCACUCUACAUUACUACACCAGGAUGCAUUUAGACACAGAUUCAGCGGAGCUUGACUCGGAGCAUGCUCAGAAGGUCCCAGAGGCGGAGUCAGGACAGCAGCAGGUGAAGUUGAAAGACAGGCAGAAGUUUUUCGAGGAGGCAUUUCAGCAGGACAUGGAGCAUUACCUGUCCACCAGCUACCUGCAGAUUGCCGAGAGGAGAGAGCCAAUAGGAAGCAUGUCUUCCAUGGAGGUGAAUGUGGACAUGCUCGAGCAGAUGGACCUGAUGGACAUGUCUGACCACGAGGCCCUGGACGUCUUCCUCAACUCGGGAGCAGAGGACAAUAGCGUGGCUUCCCCUUUACUGGAAGCGGACACGGAGUCAUUCGGAGCCGAGAUCACACUGCAGGUCCCGACACAGGCCGAGCUGAGGCACAAACUCGCCUCACUUUCUUCCACCUGCACCGACUCGGCCAGCCAGGACACCCAGGAAGAAGAGGGCGAGGAUGAAGACGAGAGGGGCGGAGUCAGGGCCGAGAAGGAGAAGCACCAUGCUGACGUACAAGCAGCACAAGAUCAGUCGUCCAAGAACUGUGUAACUCGUGACUCGUCCACAUAGAUGAACGAGUAUACGGUUUUUAAAACCGUGCGCCCCGCCCUCGGUGUGUGUGACCGUGUCAAGUGUUGUUCGUAACCGGUAAUUUAUGAUCUCAUGAUGGUUUUGUACAGAAAUCCCCUGCUACGUGCCAUGCAGCAUCAAUCCGGUCCUCCUAUUAUAACAAUAUCUCCACCUGUUCGGUUUAUAUAAAGCUACCAUCACCUGCGCUGUGUCAGUCUGACUUCCAUCAUCGUUCAUUAUUUAAAAAAAAAAAAAAAGUAAAGGUAAACUGCAGCUUGUGUGACCUCGUGUCCUGCUCAUGAAGUCCCAGGACUUACCAGAAGCCCUGAAGUGCACCUUUAAAGAUCCUAUUGUGAAAAUGUAUCGAUUUUCUCCCAUUUGGUGGUGGUUUUUAAGAACUAUACAGACUUAAAUCUGUGUGAAAUCUGUACGGAAUGUGCUAGAAAUAAAAACAGGGUUUUUAUUUAUUUAUUUAUUUAUUUAUUUACUUUUUAAACACGCUGUUAAAAAUCGAUGCUUCUCAAAGCAGGGUUCACGAAGCAUCUCCAAGGGGUCUAUGAUUUAAAAAUUUCAGUGGUGGAAAUCCCAACCCAACAUCGUCAUUAAUAUAUUUAUUAAUGGAGCUCCUAUUAUAGAGUUAUUACUCCGUUCGAUUGUUCUUUUAAAUUGCACGGGGUUAAAUCCUAAACUCAAAAACUAGUACGGUCAACAUGGACAUAACCCGCUCCGUCAGAGGAAUAAAAUGCUCCACGGCACCAGGAUACCAUUGUAC
Molecule: messenger RNA, 2972 nt
Organism: Ictalurus furcatus (blue catfish)
Lineage: Eukaryota; Metazoa; Chordata; Actinopteri; Siluriformes; Ictaluridae
Gene: dtnbp1b
Product: dystrobrevin binding protein 1b
Exons: 4
Coding region: 1625-2200 (191 amino acids)
Biological process (GO): neuron projection development; platelet dense granule organization; anterograde synaptic vesicle transport
Cellular component (GO): synaptic vesicle membrane; neuron projection; plasma membrane
Source: RefSeq, a predicted model, not a curated record